AUGCCCGGACUUAUACUCACUCGUCCCACGGCACACACCAAGUGGCGCUGCAACAAGUUCAUCAACUUGAUCGGUCGACCCAAAUGCAUAAUGGUGUCCGAUAUGGGUACUGAUAAAUGCUCUUUCUGUGGCAAUACUCGUGAUAUAGGCGCGGAUGCUCUGAAUGACAGCGAGGAAAAGAUUGGGAGUCUUGUUGAUAUCGCUUUUGGCGAGGAGGUGUGGGAGUACUACUCGUGA
Molecule: messenger RNA, 237 nt
Organism: Fusarium sp. VM40
Lineage: Eukaryota; Fungi; Ascomycota; Sordariomycetes; Hypocreales; Nectriaceae
Source: the annotation of a GenBank genome assembly